AAGAAGGUAGUUUAGCUUAAGCUGGCUAGCUCUGCUGCUGACUACUGAGGUUAUGCUGGCUAACUGCUAACUCUGGAUUUAAAGAGGGCAAACGGAAAGUAUAGCUCAGCCUUUGGGAUGCUGAGGUGUAGUGAGCCGUAACAACCUAUGUUCAGUAUAAGUGCCUGCUGGCCCGCCAGGAGGUUGAUCGGGCUUCUGCUUGUUGGGUGAUUCUGAUGAAUUAGUAGCUGCAGGCCCCUUAGUCCGCGGUGCUCGGCUGAGCAGUAACCCUGGAUCUGUGCUGUGAGUGAAAGAGAGGGAGGGUCGAGACACGGGGCCAGUGAUAGAAAGUUUUAGUUCUUACCAACCUCUCCUGAACAUGUCACACACUGGACCCCCUCCUCGAUGGCGCAAUUGUCCCAGAAGAGGCCAACCUGUGGCUGGUAAAUUCCUGCCAAUGAAAACAAUGUUGGGUCCCAGAUAUGAUGACCAAGUGGCUGAAGAAAACAGGUUUCAUCCGAGCAUGCUGUCCAACUUUUUAAAAAGUCUAAAAGUGAAAAUGGGUUUGCUUGUAGAUUUGACGAACACUACACGCUUCUAUGACCGCAAUGACAUUGAAAAAGAAGGCAUCAAAUAUGUGAAGCUUCAGUGUAAAGGCCAUGGGGAAUGCCCUUCAAAAGAGACAACUGCAAUGUUCAUCAGGCUUUGUGAACACUUCAUAGAGAAGAAUCCCACAGAAUUAAUAGGUGUUCACUGCACGCAUGGCUUCAACCGGACAGGCUUUCUGAUAUGUGCAUACCUGGUGGAGAAGAUGGACUGGAGUGUCGAGGCAGCUGUGGCUGCUUUUGGCCAGGCCCGGGCCCCAGGGAUUUACAAGGGAGAUUACCUCAAAGAACUUUUCUGUCGCUAUGGAGAUGAAGAGGACACGCCCCCUGCCCCUGCACUGCCUGAAUGGUGCUUUGAUGAUGAUGAUGGGGAAGUGGAUGAUGAUGGUAACACGGGUGGCCAGGAGUCAGGUCCCAGCUCCUCUGGGUCAGCGCCUGGCAAACGAAGGAAAGAGAAGCUAAAACUGGGUGCAGUAUUUCUUGAAGGCAUAACGGUGAAAGGCGUCACACAAGUCACAACACAACCCAAGCUAGGCGAGAUCCAAAGAAUGUGUCAAGAGAUGGCUGAGUGGGACAAGUCUGGUUUUCCUGGUGCUCAACCUGUGUCCAUGGACAGACAAAACCUUCGUUUCCUGGAGCAGAAUCCAUAUAAAGUCAGCUGGAAAGCUGAUGGCACACGGUACAUGAUGCUGAUCAAUGGAAAAAAUGAAGUGUACAUGGUCGACAGAGACAACAGUAUCUUCCACAUAGCAAACCUAGAGUUUCCUUUCCGGAAGGAUCCACGUGUGCACUUAUCAAAUACUCUACUGGAUGGGGAGAUGAUCAUCGACAAGGUGAAUGGGCAGCCCGUCCCUCGCUAUUUAAUAUAUGACAUCAUCAAAUUCAAUGGACAGCCGGUUGGCCAGUGUGAUUUCAAUAUCCGGCUAUUAUGCAUAGAGAAGGAAAUCAUUUCUCCCCGCAUGGAAAAGAUGAAAACUGGACAGAUUGACAAAACCAAGGAGCCUUACAGCGUCCGGCAUAAGCCCUUCUUUGACAUUCAUGCAGCACGCAAGCUCCUGGAAGGCAGCUUCACAUCCCAGGUCAGCCAUGAAGUCGAUGGUCUUAUCUUCCAGCCAUGUGGGAGAUACAAGCCUGGGAGAUGUGAUGACAUUCUUAAGUGGAAGCCCCCCAACCUCAACUCUGUGGACUUUCGCCUCAAGAUCACCAAAGUCGGAGGAGAAGGGUUGCUACCACAGACUGUUGGCCUGCUCUAUGUCGGCAACUAUGACAGGCCCUUUGCAAAGAUGAAGGCCACUAAAGAGCUGAAACAAUAUGACAACAAGAUCAUCGAGUGCACCUUUGCCAACAACAGCUGGGUGUUCAUGAGGCAGAGGGUGGACAAGAGCUUCCCGAACUCCUACGAUACAGCUAUGGCUGUGUGUAAAAGCAUCCAGGAGCCCGUUACUAAGGAAAUCCUUUUGGAGUAUCUGGACCGUUGUGCUCAGGGAGUCCAAGCCCAGAACCGGAAACACCCGCCAGACCCAGACUCUGAGCUAAUGCCCCCUCCCCCUCCAAAGAGACCCAACCGGGCCAUCCCAUAGUGACAGCUGGGCCUUCUGGACUGCUCCACACUCACAGUGUACAUCAGCAUCACCAGCUACAUCACCCUACAGAAAACAGACAUUUCAAGGCUUUCUUGCCUGCAGUACAUUUGCUUUAUCAGUCUGUACAUGUAAGGACUUCAGAAAAGGGACUGCCUCAGUGUCAUUAAAUUACAUUGUAGAUCGUUUGUAGCUUAAAUUGCUCGUGUUCUUAUUAAAAUGAAAAAAAUGAUGCUUAGGUAUUUUUUUGGUUUUCCUAUUUAUCUUUUUAAAACUCUGAGCUACUUGGUAUUUAUCAGCAGUGAUGUUGUUCUGCCUACAGAUGACACCUGACAAACCUUGUUUAUAUUUUGUCACCCAAACCCCUAAUUUGAUUUGCAGAAGAAGUAAACCUCAUGUGAGCUCAGUCUGCUGUCUUGAUCUGUUUAAGUCAGGAAACAACACUUCAGAAAUACUUUCUAUCAUCAAAGAUCUCACUUCGAUUAGCACAAAGCUGCAAGGAUUUGAGGUUUAGUUUCAGUUAACAGCAUAAUGUUGCUGGUAGUUUUCCACCUGUGAUGCUCAGCCGGAGGUUUCCGAAUGUUUUCAUAUCUACAACGACCAAACAGAUUGGGAUUAGAUCUCAGCGCACUGCUUUAGCUCAUCUGUGUGGACUUUUUUUUUAAAGGCCACAUGGGUAGGCGGGGAGAUGACAGCAUGGUUACACUUUCUCUGCAAACUACAAAGAAGUAGAAACUCAAAGUCAAUCUACAGAUGGGUGACAUUAAAGGAAAAAAAUCAACAAAAUGAAGCAGGGUGAAAGUUAUUCUGCUAAUCUUCUAAGAUGAGAACUGGACUGAAAUCACUGAGUUGCCAGUUUUGGCUGAAUGUUUGACUGUGAUUUUUUUAAGUUGUCAUAUGUUUGUGGUUCCCACAUGUUGAUCCACUGUAUGACAAUAAAGGAGGUUGCAUUGGA
Molecule: messenger RNA, 3119 nt
Organism: Amphiprion ocellaris (clown anemonefish)
Lineage: Eukaryota; Metazoa; Chordata; Actinopteri; Pomacentridae
Gene: rngtt
Product: RNA guanylyltransferase and 5'-phosphatase
Exons: 16
Coding region: 359-2164 (601 amino acids)
Biological process (GO): protein dephosphorylation; 7-methylguanosine mRNA capping
Molecular function (GO): mRNA guanylyltransferase activity; protein tyrosine/serine/threonine phosphatase activity; mRNA 5'-triphosphate monophosphatase activity
Source: RefSeq, a predicted model, not a curated record